Messenger RNA from Cucurbita pepo subsp. pepo (vegetable marrow), 934 nucleotides. RefSeq lists its product as uncharacterized. NCBI's taxonomy places the organism in Eukaryota, Viridiplantae, Streptophyta, Magnoliopsida, Cucurbitales, Cucurbitaceae. The record is from RefSeq and is a predicted model, not a curated record.
GCGUCUGCCCAAACUUUUUCCUGAGAACCAAACAGAGAUAUAAAGGUUUGCGAAAAAAGUGAGAGAUUAUAAAGCGCGUUCGUUUGCUUCCCCUUUACGCCAAAUCCAAUCUUCGUCCCACGAUUGUUCUUAACACUCUGAAUCACUCUUUCCCCUUUCUUCCAUUGCCUAAUUCACAAGUUUUUUCCGCGUUAUAGUACUCUAAACACAAUCGAGGAAGAAGAACGAAGCAAAUCGAGACGCACAGCUCGCUUCGUGGUCGAGGAAUCAGCGCCGAUGAUUACUAUCAAAUCAAUGGCAGCGAUGGCCGUGUAUUUGCUGUUUAUCGUCGCAAUCGCGGCGGCGCUGGAGAUUCGGCCGUCGGAGCAUGGUCUGGAGUUUCAGAGCCCUCCGGCAGCGGGAGACAAAUCGUCGCCGGAGAUGCGGUCGUUCUUCGGAGGAACUUCGUCGCCGACGCCGGAAGUGGCAUUGCCGUUGCCGAAGGCGAUGAAUUCCAGCGAGGCGCCGGGAUGGUGGACCCACCGUGACGGUGGAGAUAAACGACUUAGAAAUGCACUAUUGGUGGCGACGGCGGCUUGUGGAAUAACAGGUGUCACUUUAUUAGUCGGUUCUACGUUAUACUACAUUUUUAAGGUCAAAAAUCAAAGAUCAUUGCCGCUCUCUUCUAACAACAGUAAUCACAAAUAAAGAUAAGAUAUCAUCAACAAUUGUGAUAAUACCAUUACGGUUUACACCAAGAAUCUAGCUGUCUUAGCCAAGAGUCAUACUGUUAUAGCUUUUGAAAUAGUGAUAUUUCCCAGUUCCAAAUUUUCCUUACUGUAUGAGAUGUCAUUUUAAUUACGAAAUUAGACAAUUUUAUUGGCAUUGAUUGUAUGUUGGGAAUCUGUAUGCUCAUGUAUCAAUAAUUUGUCGAUAUCAAUAAAUAAAAAAAAGA